This is a messenger RNA of Carassius carassius (crucian carp), 3167 nucleotides long. RefSeq names its product C2 calcium dependent domain containing 4A (gene c2cd4a). The record is from RefSeq and is a predicted model, not a curated record. Lineage: Eukaryota; Metazoa; Chordata; Actinopteri; Cypriniformes; Cyprinidae. The transcript is spliced from 2 exons. The coding region runs from base 1702 to 3063 and encodes 453 amino acids.
UUUGGACUAAUGCAGUGUUAUCUUCACUCAAUUUUAAAGUGCAGUAAUUUUAAGAACAUCCACCAUACUGGUGUGGGACCAGCAGGGGGUGAAUUCUGCUGUGGUAUAUCACACAAUCCUAUUCAUAAGGCAAUUAUUUCCUGCACAGCUGUUUGUAAUCUCUAAAUGACUUUCUAAGUGUUGUUUAAAAAACUUUUAUCAGCAUUGAAGCACUUGUUUACUUCAUGCUUUUCAAACAUUAGAGUCAGCCUUUCCUGCUGUUAAAGGCCUUAAAUAUUACUCAAUCUGAUCACAACAGUUCUUAGAAACCAUUUCCGAGGCAUCACCACACUCUAGGAUCAUUACGUCUAUCCACCUCUCUGAUUCUCUAAGGUUACUGCAAUGCCCCCUUGAACUCUGACCAUGAGCUAACAGUCAACAAAGGCGUAAAUACCAAGCAUGACGUCAUAUACAGCUGUCUAGUUUGAGAGCGAUACUGUAAAUAACCCAUGAGAAGGUACAUAACCUAAUACUACUCUUCACACAUUUUAUCAAAACAAAUAUUUAGGAAAUAUCUGGUGAAAUACAACUAAUAUGAUAUUGCAGAAAUAUUUGAGAAUAUUGAGAAUUAGAGAACUACACAGCAAAACCAACAUUAGAAAUUUUGCAGAGCGGUUCUGUAUCCUGCCACAAGACGGCAUCGUUGAAAUGUCUGUAUUUGUUAUUCCAUCAAUGUCUUGCAAAGGUAUCACUUUUAUAUUUCUGCAUUUUCUUGUUUUAAUGACAAUACACAGUGUCGAGUAUUAAGCAUAUUCAGUGUAAGAUCGUGCAUGUAAACGUUUAUUUUGUGCAUGAAAAAAUUACUAAAGUAAAGAGUUUUGUUGCUUAUCUUUACUUUAUAAAACUUUCAUCGUGUGGACUAACCAACAGUUUAGCCGAUUUGAAAAUAUCUCUGAAUAAAAAUAGCAAAAUGGCCAAAAUGUUUUAAAUUUUAACCAACAACCUGUCUUAAUCCUACAUCCUACAAUCAGCACAUCCCUUUCAAAUAGAAUUUUAUGCAACUAUAUAUUAUUGUACCAAGCUUGUAAGUUAGUGUUAGUAAGCACAGUAAAUUUGCUUUAGACCUUUAUAUUUGCUGACCUAGAUACAUCAAAGGCUGUAUUCUGUCACUGGUAUUUCCAGUAUUGAUGUCUUUGCAUCAGAAAUGCCAGAGGCAUUUGGAUGUGCAUCAUUACUAACCUAUAACCCUCAUCUAACAUCACAAUUCUCACACAGAGUAAUGGAAAAUCAAACACGCACACAUGACUUUGUUUUACCAACCAAAUGCGUUGGAAUUCAUUGCAAUAAUCUUAUCACAUUGGCCUUUACCUUUCCCAGCAUUGGGUUGCUUAGAUUAAAAUGUCAUGGCUUUUGCAUUCCUAUAGGAACCAAUAGCCUUGUAAGAAGGGCAGCCCUCUCUUACCACUCGAGGGUGUGUUCAAAUAGCCCUUUUCCCCACCCACAGUGCUGUCCUCUAUAAAAGACCAAGAGCCCUUCACAUGAGUCACAAAGACAAGCUGGUCUAACAGGAGAGAGUCUGAGCUGCUGGUUAGAGAGUCUCGGCUAUCACCCUGAAGACCCUGUUUAAUGCAGUGUGUAGAACAAAGUCCUGUCUAAACAGACGCUCGAGACCUCUACUGAAGGUGCACAAGAGUUCCUACUUUGAGUCCAAGCGGAAUUCCAAUGUGGGUGGUAGAGAAGAUCCGAGUGUCCGUCGAGAGGACCAACCUGCCACUUCCCAUAGCGGAAUACAGCUUCAAAAUCGGUGACAUCAUGUUUGGAGACAAGUCAUCCAUUGACAAAUCCAAGAAAAUCUUGCUGUGUCCAAACAUCAUUACCCCGGACUCUAUCCCCGAGUUCUGCAUUCCCCCCAAGAUCUCAACCCCAGUUGAGGGCAAGUGUAUGGAGCAGGGGAUGCAGACUCCAUGUAUCCGAGUGUCUCUGUGUGACAGAGGAAGUCCAAAGAAGGUCAUUGCCCGAGAGCUUUCCAAUAACCAUAUAAUCCAAGUGGAGAGUGUUGAUGAUGGGCCGUUUGACAACGGCUGUAGUGAUGAGGAAACCACCAAUGCUGAUCCUCAAAGCCAGGCUGCACUUUCCCUGCCCCACUUAGCUAAAGCUCAAACCUGCUAUGGCUUUUGCACCUUGCUUGAAAGUCCCCACACCAGGAGAAAGGAGUCCCUUUUCCACAAUGACCCCAACUCGAGUGGAAUCCCCUUGGUUCUUCCGCGAAGUAGAUCAAACACUUGCUCCAAAUCAGCUUCCCCCAUUUUGCCAUCUUCAUCCUCCCCUUCUUCCUUCAGCCUUAAUACUCUUGCUUCUAGACUUUCUCCAAAAGGCUUCACUUUGCACCGACAGGGAACUCUAGAUAGUGAUACCACUUCCUCAGCAGAGUCCUCCCCUUUCAGUUCUCCUCUCCUGAACAGAUGCCCACCAAAACCUUCUCUCCUCAAAGCACUUAACCAUGAGAAACUACUCUACCACAACCUCCGGAAGGUUGCCAUGUCCAGAAACAAUUCCCUAUCAACGGAUGAGGGUAGCUCCACGGACAACAGCCCCAAUAUUAUGAGAAGAGCAUCCGAAGGCCUUGUUGAACCUCUCCCAUGUGGAUUCGGCUUGGCGCCUCCGGCUAUCUUCCCCAUGGACUUGGUUCUGCACCGGGAGAGGGUGAUGAAGGAGAAUCUGGUGCCCGUAGGAAGGGACGGUACCUUGCGGCUGUCGGUGGAGUACUGUCCUGAAAACCAGAGACUGCGUGUCCGCCUCAUAAGUGCGGAAGGCCUGUACACACUGUCAGUGGACCCUAAAAGCAUUAACUGCAGCGUCAGCCUCUCUCUUAUGCCUGGAAAAGUCCAGAAACAGCGCAGCACGGUCAUUAGGAAAAGCCGCAAUCCAAUCUUUAAUGAAGACUUUUUCUUUGACGGUAUAAUGGAGGAUGAUCUCUGCCAGAGGUGGCUCCGUUUUAAAGUCGUUAACAAGAUGUCCAGCAUGAAAAGAGACUAUAUUUUGGGCAACUGUGAUCUUCCUCUCACUAGCAUUGUCACAUUAUAAAUCCAACAACUUCUUAAUUUAUUUUGUGUGAGUACGUGCGUGCAUGUAUUUGUAUAUAUUAUAUGAAGUGUUAUUUAAUUCCAAACCUGUUUAUCUGCCAAAGA